Wyeomyia smithii (pitcher-plant mosquito) is the source of this 2891-nucleotide messenger RNA. RefSeq names its product N-acetyltransferase eco (gene eco). NCBI's taxonomy places the organism in Eukaryota, Metazoa, Arthropoda, Insecta, Diptera, Culicidae. Gene Ontology annotation, biological process: mitotic sister chromatid cohesion. Gene Ontology annotation, molecular function: protein-lysine-acetyltransferase activity. The coding region runs from base 1 to 2751 and encodes 916 amino acids. The transcript is spliced from 5 exons. The record is from RefSeq and is a predicted model, not a curated record. Gene Ontology annotation, cellular component: chromatin; nucleus.
AUGCGAAAACAGACGACAUUCGCUCGAAAUGUCGAAUCAACGGGUACUGCUGGUUCUUUAACUCCGCAGAAUGGAAACAGUCGAAUCACACGUUCGCAACAUGUGCCCACCCCCAAAAUGUCCACCCGGAAGAAGGCGCUCUUCUGUGGUGGAGGACAGGAAAUAAACAAAACAUUCCUCAAUCAGCAAGAAGAGUCGGACCUAGGGCCAAUGAGUCCGCUAAAAUUUAGCAACAGUCCAAAACGAACUUCGACUAAGGCAUUAAACAUAACAUCCUUUCGCAAUAUCCUUGGAAACGUUUCUCCUGAGAGUGAUCGGUCUCUCUCACCAGACUAUGAACGUCGGUUUUCUCAUUCAGAACGCUAUGAAAUCCUGUCCUCUUAUGGUAAGGAAAAUAACAUGUCCGACGAGGAGACCCGACACUCGUUUCCUAAGGAAAUUUCAUGUGUGCGAAAAGCUGCUGAGAAUGCCUUGUUGGAUGAAACCAACUCGAACAGUUUAUCUCAGUUAAUGAAUUCCGAUCUAAACAUUGUAGACAAAAAAUCUCAAAUCCACAAGACUCCCGGUUUAACCGAAGCAAACAGUUUAAACAAGGAACCCAAAAUAACUUUCAGAAAGUUUAGCAUGUUGGAUAAUCAUUCGACACCAAGUGAAUCGAAAAAUCGCAAAGUACCAUUAGGAGACAUGACGAACGAUUGCAAAGCACGAACCUCUCUUACCUUUAACGAUUUGCGACCAAUUUCCACAAAGUCCUUUUAUUCAUCUUCUGGCCAAGAUGUGUCUACUAAAUCUCAAACCGUGCGUUCGAUCCAAUCACUGCGUCCUGCUGUGAAUGUUAAAACACCCGCAAAGCGAGCAUCUUCUGGCCACCGAAGGCGCCCGAGUGCGAAACCCCGAGGCAAUUCCAUCCGGCUUGGAAGUUUCAAUCGUGGUGUGUUUCACAAAAUUAAAAAACCGGUGUCCAAAAAGGCAAAUAACAGCUUGAAAAAACUCUCCACUAGCCAGGUGCUAGAAUCGACUAGUUCUAUGUUAAACAGUUCAGUAGAGAAAACUGUUAAAAAGGGCAGUAAGUCAACACCAACUUCUCCCCUAACGAAGAACAAGCAGCCUCAGCAAGACCCGAAAAUCGCACAGCAAAUGGCUCGUAUUAAACGAAUUUUACAGAAUAUGAAAAAUCCUAUCGAGCAGGCGCGGCCGUUGUCCUUAUCGAAGUCAAUGACGGAUUUGGCAGACUGCUCGCUGUAUAGCGACGAACGGAAUGAGUGCGCUCGAAGCGAGAAAUAUGCGGACGAGGAAGAAGACGAUUCGCUCGAUGGUCGUGAUGAUAACGAUGACGCCAAAUCGGAGAGUGGAACGACAACAGGGGGUGGAAAGUUUUUCAAGGCCAACUCCUGCCAGCGAAUCAAACGGGAGUACAAGAUUUUCAACAAUGUUUCGGCAACCGUGCGGAAGGGCGGCAAAAUAUCUCUUAACCGUGGCAAGGAACGAAAACGAAGGUUUCCAUCGAUGUUUGACGAGGACUUCGACUUUGAAACUGAACAGCUAGAAGUAGACGAUAUCAUCAGCAAACUCAACCAACCUCCGGUUAAUGACAGCCAAGUAGGUUCUGUUCCAAAUCCACCGCCUCCUGCAAACUGCAGUACGUCGCAAGCACCCGAAAAGAUGGUAGAAAUUGAAAUUGUCGACGCCGUUAACAGCGAAGUGAGCAACGAUGAGCCGAUCCCGAUGCAGUCGAACGUUAUUUAUGUGGACGCGAUAUCUCCCUUCAAUACUGCUUCAGAAGAAAGCAGCAGCACGGGGACAGAGGCACCAGUGUGUAACACUAUUUCCGCCUAUCACGAGUCACCAAUGACUCAGAUUCGCACAAUGACGUCCGAGUUGGCCAUAACCAAGGCAGUCAAUGUUUCAGAACAAUUCCAAGAAGCGCAACCCUCACAACAUAAUCAGCAAGAUAACCUAUUUCCGAUAUUCCAUAAAGAUCACCAACGAACCGUGCAGAUCAGAGAAUCGACGAUAGAGCCAUCCCUCGGACUGUUCGAUCCAACUCGACGGAGACGCAAGCAUGCACACAACUGGCGUCCUAUCGGUGCCAACCAGUAUCAGAUUGAUGCUGGUCAGAAGGAAUAUGGUGCUCAGCAGUGCUCGGGAUGCGGUUUAAUUUACAGCGUCCACGAGCCAGAGGAGGAGCUGAUUCACGAAAACUAUCACAACUCACAGCAUGUGCUAAAAUUUCCCGGCUGGACCAAUGAACCAGUGAUAGCUCGUGUUCCCGAGUGGGAUGUUUCGGGUAGGAUUCUGGCCGUUACGAUAGCCGAGAGUAAACAGAGGUUGCAGAAGAUUUUUGAAGUGCUGUCCGUGGUAGAUCGAGAGUUAGGUUACAUUGAACCCUGCUCGCUGAUGAUGGGUUCGGUGGUUUAUCUAGCUGUAGCACGUUCGACGGUACUCGGAGUUUGUGUGGCGCAGCCGGUGCAGCAGGCCAAUAGGUUACUCACAAUCGAGGGUAUUGAGGGAUCCAUCGAUUGUUGCACGAUGGAAACAUACCCAACGAAGUGUGGGAUCUCUCGCAUUUGGGUAUCGCCCAACUUCCGCUGCCAUGGAAUAGCCCGGACAAUACUUACGGUUCUGAAGUCCCAUUUCAUCUUUGGUUACCCAUUGAGCUACGACGAAAUCGCUUUCAGCGCUCCUACCGAAGCUGGCAAACGGUUGGCAGAAAGCGUAACUGGACGAAAGGACUUUCUUAUUUACAUGUAGCGAUCUAUUCAGUUCUCUAUUUCCGACUGUGAGUUUUUUUGUGCAUAUUUUCUUCACUGUAUUUUGUUUCUCUGUUCUGUUAACUCUGUUUCAAUAAUCAACUUUUGGAUAUGACAAUAAUUUUCGUUUCUAUUUUCUGC